Messenger RNA from Aethina tumida (small hive beetle), 1809 nucleotides. Its product is annotated as probable cytochrome P450 6a23. Bases 68 to 1633 code for a protein of 521 amino acids. NCBI's taxonomy places the organism in Eukaryota, Metazoa, Arthropoda, Insecta, Coleoptera, Nitidulidae. The transcript is spliced from 4 exons. The record is from RefSeq and is a predicted model, not a curated record. Gene Ontology annotation, molecular function: oxidoreductase activity, acting on paired donors, with incorporation or reduction of molecular oxygen; monooxygenase activity; heme binding.
ACAUAAACGCAUAUCACAGUUGCAGUAAACAUAAAUAUUAAAAGUAGUUUUUCAAAAAUUAAUAAUCAUGGUUUUGCUUACAAACAAUAUAGUAUAUGACCUCAUUGCCCUCGUCGUAACUCUUUUGGCAGGAACGAUAAUAUAUCUGAAGUGGAACUUCUCGUACUUCGCCAGAAAAGGCUUAUACGCACCUCCCACCACGUUACCUUUCGGAAACUCCAAAAACGUCUUCACAAAACAACAAACGGCCGCCGAGCUGUUCAGAGACAUUUACUUCGACAUAAAAUCCAAAGGACUAAGGCAUGGAGGAGCAUACUUCUUGUUCAAGCCUUUCUACAUUCCAGCCGACCUCGACAUCAUCAAAUCAAUCAUGCAGACGGACUUCCAACACUUCAUAAACCACGGGUUUUACUUUAACGAAACGGGGGACCCAUUAAGCGCAAACUUAUUCACACUAGAAAACGAAAAAUGGAGAAACCUCAGGACCAAGCUGACACCGACGUUCACUUCGGGUAAAUUGAAGAUGAUGUUCAACACGUUGGUUGAAUGUACUAACGGAUUAAAGGGCAUGGUGGACCAACAUUCACAAGACAACACGCCGAUUAACAUCAAAGAAACGUUGCAACGGUUCACGAUCGACAUAAUUGGCUCAGUUGCUUUCGGUAUUGACUGCAACAGUAUGCAGAACCCGGAUUCUGAUUUUGCCAAAUACGGAAGACGUGUUUUCGAAUUAACACCCACCGAAGCUAUUAAGAACAUUGCACAGUUGGCUUUCCCACACAGACUUCUCUUGUGGCUGAAUAUUAAACUUACCAAUGAGGAGAUCUCCUCAUUUUUUAUGGAUGUCGUCAAGAAGACAGUUAAUUACAGAGAAGAGAACAAUAUUUACAGAAAAGACUUCAUGCAUUUGCUCCUGCAGCUGAAAAACCGUGGUAAAGUUUUUGACGAUGAGAAGCUGACAAACGAUGCUGAAGAUGUUAAAGAAAGUGCCUUAACUUUCAACGAACUUGCGGCUCAAGCUUUUGUCUUCUUUAUAGCGGGCUACGAAACUUCUUCUACAGUCAUGACUUUCGCCUUAUUGGAACUUUCAACUCGUCCUGAUCUUCAGAAGAAAAUUAGGGAUGAAAUCCACGAGGUUUUGGAGAAACACGACAACAAACUUACCUAUGAAGCUAUAAAGGACAUGACUUAUUUGGAGCAAGUUAUUCAUGAGUCCCUUAGAAAAUAUCCACCAGGGCCAACCUUAACAAGAGUGUGCAACAAAACAUAUAAAGUACCCGGGUCUGAUGUGGUCAUUGAAAAGGGUACCAUGGUCGCCAUUCCCGUUUUGGGGAUACACAACGAUCCGGAAUUUUAUCCUAAUCCCGAAGUUUUUGAUCCGGAUAGAUUUUCUCCGGAAAAUAAGGCGAAAAGACAUCAAUUUGCGUGGAUACCUUUUGGGGAAGGUCCAAGAGUGUGCAUCGGGCUCAGAUUUGGAACUUUACAAGCCAAAGUUGGUUUGGUGACGAUUCUUAAGAACUAUAAAAUAUCUCUUAACAAUAAAACUGCCACUCCCAUUAAAUUUGACAAACAAUCUUUUGGUGUCUUAGCUGUUGAGGGAAACGUGUGGCUUAACGUUGAAAAAUGUAAAUAAUGGUGAUUAUUGAUGUAAUAAUUAUAUUAAAUAUACUAUAAUACAUUCGUACUAUUUAUAUUUAAAAUUUUUCGAAAUAAUGAUCUUUGCUAAAUUUAUUUUUAUUAUGAAAGUUGAUCAAUACUAAACAUUCUUUAAUUGUCAAAAGAUAUGUCUAGACAUAAAAUAGAAAUAAU